This is a messenger RNA of Pogonomyrmex barbatus (red harvester ant), 4288 nucleotides long. RefSeq lists its product as uncharacterized. NCBI's taxonomy places the organism in Eukaryota, Metazoa, Arthropoda, Insecta, Hymenoptera, Formicidae. The record is from RefSeq and is a predicted model, not a curated record. Gene Ontology annotation, cellular component: nucleus. Gene Ontology annotation, biological process: regulation of DNA-templated transcription. Gene Ontology annotation, molecular function: ATP binding; DNA-binding transcription factor activity, RNA polymerase II-specific; RNA polymerase II cis-regulatory region sequence-specific DNA binding.
GUGUAGUAUUCACGCGGCACGAUCGCUGGUGCUGCUGCUGCUGCUGCUGUUGUUGCUGCUGCUUCUGCUAGCGCCCCGGUCUGCCGUUCUUCGCGUAUUGUUGUCCAAUCGAGCGUACCGACGAACCGGUUUUCGAGUCGGACCACACACGCCAAUAUCGCUCGCACGGUAUGGCACGAGCUUUUUUUGGGUGGGCGGUCAUUGAACAACGGGAUGUUAUUGGUCGAUCGCCGUGACACAUGCCCGCGUGCAUUGGGAUCGGGAGAUCUGGUGACGUUGCUAUUUAUUUCGCGGCGAUUUUACCAACGAGUCGCGAUACUCUCGCGCGAUCGUAGAUUAUCGGAUCCGCAUCGAUUAGCAUGACUAUAGAUCUUUAGCUGGUGUCAUUCGUUUUUUUUUUUUUUUUUAUCAUAGAUCGGCAAAUGUGAUAUAAUAGUUUGAUCCUUCGAACGUCAUUGCAUUAUACGUGUUGUGUAUUGGAUUUUAUUUGGUGGAUUGGUUUUUUUUUUUUUUUUUUAUUAUUAUCUACUUGUCAUUUUCAUGGUGCUCAAGUGAACGCGUAACGAUAAUCGUAACUUUUUUUUUAAACGAUCGUUGUACAUACGAUCGUUCGAUCGAGGCUACAAUAAUUCUUUGCAAUGUCCGCGCGAUAAUUGUUCGUUUUUCCUGCCACGUGUUCGUGCUUGGAUCCGAAGAUCGGCGUGGACGAACAGUGUUAUCAUCGAUUGAUUGUGGUCUCCUGUAAAACCCAUCAAGCUUUGAUGGGGUUGUCACGUGUCGGUGGGACGUUUGUGAGCUCGAGAGUCAUCGUGGAGCGAAGAGUGUCGUGCUGGAAUUGACUAGUCAGAAUCUGCGGUGAAUGAUGGUUCUUUCGAUCGAUUGCAGCUUAUGGCAACGUGCCGAAAGACACGACCAUAUUCGAUUUAUCCGAAAAGGGGGACUCUCAUUUCAAAAUACAAAAAAUUAAAUAUUUAUGAUAUAGCUGCAUAUUAGAAGAUAAAAUCUUAGAAGAAUAAAACUGCCUUGGCUCAUUCCGUUGAAAAGUUCAAUUUUUAUAAAGAUUGAUAUUACGCUCGGUAAAAAUAACGAAAAAUAAUGCAUUUUCCUAGUCUACCGCGGACGUUUUAAGAUCGAAAGAGUAAAAAUUCACUUCCGUAUUUAUACAACAAUGCGUAGUUGUAUGAAGGAGCUUGAAGAAAAUUACGAGUCGAGUUGACUCUUCGCUUCAUCGCCAGCGUUGUAAAGGAGAGUCGUUGAAAUUAAAGACGUCUCAUACACAAGCUACGCUCGCUUCAACGUUUUGGAAAAAAAAGUUGUGAAAGUCUCUUUCGCGUGGAAUGUCAGGCCGUUGAGCCUGGCUGAGGAGGUCGCACGUUCUCGAAGGAUGCUCGCGAGGCUCUUCUGGUUCAGCAACUGAACCGAAUGGAAGGAUGUUUCAUCCGGUGUUCUGACUGCCUAUGGAUAUAUUCGGCCGUUGCAACGGCGGCGGCAGCGGAAGCACGGUAGCCGGAAACGGUGCUGGCUCGGUAAGGACAUCCAGCAACGAGUCCGCGGGUGGCGGCGGCACGUCCAGCGGCACCAGCGAGAGCGGCAGCAGCGCAAGCGGCAGGAUGCAGUUGACAGGAGCCUCGGCUCCUGGCGCGGCAGCCUCGCCGGAGUCGGGCGUAUCCCCGCUGACCGAUGCCUAUACCAAGAUGACCAGUGACAUCCUCGCCGAGCGAACUCUGGGUGACUUCGUCAGCGAGCAUCCCGGCGAGCUAGUUCGAACAGGUUCGCCGCAUUUGGUCUGCACCGUUCUGCCAGCGCACUGGAGGUCUAAUAAAACUCUUCCGGUGGCUUUCAAAGUUGUAGCCCUCGGCGAGGUAGGCGACGGCACCUUGGUGACUGUUCGCGCCGGCAAUGAUGAAAACUGUUGCGCCGAGCUUAGAAAUUCAACAGCUCUGAUGAAGAAUCAAGUCGCCAAAUUUAACGACUUGAGGUUUGUCGGCAGAAGCGGAAGAGGCAAGAGUUUCACCUUAACGAUAACGGUAUCGACGACGCCGCCCCAAGUCGCCACUUAUACCAAGGCGAUUAAGGUGACAGUGGACGGGCCGCGCGAGCCGCGAUCCAAGACCAGUGAGUAUCACUUGCUGUCUCUUUUAGGGCAGCAACAACAGUUUCAUGCCUUCGCGUUCGCCUCGCAACGAGGCGGUCCGUUCUUCGCCUCGCCCUUGGUGGAUCCGCUGCAACCUCUGCCAAAUCCGUUGCAACCGUUACCGAAUCCGCUCCAGCCGAGGGAUCCGCUGUCUUCUUUCAGACACGCGAUGCCUGGCAAUUGUCAGAAUAUGUCCCAGUUUGGCCUGACAGCGAGCAAUUCUUGGGGAUACGGUAGCACGGCCGGCUAUGCCGGUUAUCUUCCGGGUCCCCUCUCGUCGUGCGCCGCACAGGCCUCGUUUCCACCUCCGCCACCGCCGCCUCCGCCACCGCCGCCAUCGUCCACGUUAGCGUCUUUCGCCGGCACGGCAUCCAUGACCACACCGACGGCACCGGACUCGACGGCGGGUUCGACUGUCACAUCUGGCACCGGUAAUACCGGCACCACGCCGCAGCAGGAUGCUUUUUCCGCGGUCUCCUCUCUCGUACCGGACACCACGACACCGGGUCAAUCGGAUCCGUUGGAUCCGCUGAGCAGCCUCAUGUCCGGCGGCUCCUCCAGUCAGAGAUAUCAGGACUACGUGUCGCCGAGAUCACUGUCCACUGACUCCAGCACGACCGAGAGCCCGGUGCACGAGGAGCAGGGCUUCGGGCAGAAUUACGGCAACUACUUUCCCACGCCCGGCGUGCUGCCCAGCAUCCUUUACUCCCAGCUCUACGGGAAUCAGUUCCAGAAUCCCGAGAGCGCCGAGCAGAGGGCCGUCGCGGACAGUUGCAGCGUGAGGCAAGAGGAAGUCAGACCGGACAACAAUGUCUGGAGACCGUAUUGAAGGAACAGAAGUGAUCGAUAUCUCGAUCGAUAUCUCGAUAUCUAUACAAUCCAUCGACCAUCGAAAAAUCGAGAAACUUCUGGAAGACAGGACUUCUGGAAGUAAUGUCUCUUAACAGAUCGCUCUUGAGGACGUCGAGAUCGUCGAUAAUUGUAAUGUGACGUGAUGAUUCUUUGAGAACUAUCGAAAGUCGAGGACCUUUCUCGACUGUGAAGUAGCACUAGUGGGCAUUAAAUCCGGAAAGAACUCGAGUCGGGGCGAGUUUCCGUUCGCCCCGAGGGAUGUUCUUCCGGAAAGCUUCGGGAAAUAAAAAUUGUUUUACCGGUUGUGUGUGUGUGUGUGUGUGUGUGUGUGUGUGUGCAUCUCACGCCAACAAAUUUUAGAGGGGUGCAAAUGAGCGGGGGGAGGGGGGGUGGUAACUAAGUGAGAACGAAUUGCGUACGAGAGAGCGAGCACGGGUGUGAAAGUGGUGAUAACGACGACUACAAUAAUAAUAUCCACGGGAUGUAUAUACGUGUAUAUAGCUAGGCCAUUGUCGUUUCCAUCGAAUCAUUAUUCGCAGUCGUUUUGAGCGAUCCGACGCGCUAAUUUAGUUUCAUCGAUUACGUUUUCAUAGUAUAACUGCGAACGAUCGCUGCGGGAUCGUGCAAUAUCGUCGCGACUGUGACACAUCGGCGACAAGCUCUCUUUCUUCCUUUCUUUCUUUCUUUUUGUAAAUACAUGUAUCUUCCAUCGUUGCGCGUUCAGUUUUCCGUUGACCCGCAGUUUCCUCAAAACAAAAAAGAAAAAGAAAAAAAAGGAAAAAAAAACCAUUUUUUUUUUGGACUUGGAAAAAAAACCGGCUUCGCGCUUUUGGCGAGAUAUUCGCAGCGACUCUUGAGUUACCUCGAGGAAUCGACGCUGAUUCGCGAAAGGCGAUCACGUGCGGUCACGUUCGGAUCGAGCCGACGAUAAGAUCGAAUGGGAUUCGAUUCGCGAGGUGAGAAGGUCUCUUGUCGCAUGAAAAUGUCGUCGCGGGGAGCGUGCGGGCGGCAAAAAUGUUCGCGAGUAUUCAACAAACGAAUGAACGAACGUGCCGGCAUCGAAGACCUUACAUCGAAAUUUCUGCUAAAGAAACGAAAGCCCCCCCCCCGGAGGAACACAACUUCUCGCGAAAUAGUUUCGUGAGAAGCACCGCGCCGCGUCGGCAGGAAGCUUGUCCGUUUUUGUAAACCGGCGAUGAGCACUUUGCGUUUCCAAAAAUGAUUUCCGAUAUACAUAUCUACCGACCUAUUGUUAUCGUAGUUUUUGACCGAGUCGAAGUAAAAGUGUAUUUCAAAAUAUAA